Knipowitschia caucasica is the source of this 405-nucleotide messenger RNA. The record is from the annotation of a GenBank genome assembly. NCBI's taxonomy places the organism in Eukaryota, Metazoa, Chordata, Actinopteri, Gobiiformes, Gobiidae.
AUGAGAACCUACAGAGAACCUGACAGAGGACCUGACAGAGAGCCUGGCAGAGGACCUGACAGAGAACCUGACAGAGAACCUACAGAGAACCUGACAGAGGACCUGACAGAGAACCUGACAGAGGACCUGACAGAGGACCUGACAGAGGACCUGACAGAGGACCUGACAGAGGACCUGACAGAGGACCUGACAGAGAACCUGACAGAGGACCGGACAGAGAACCUGACAGAGAACCUGACAGAGGACCUGACAGAGGACCGGACAGAGAACCUGACAGAGAACCUGACAGAGGACCUGACAGAGAACCUGACAGAGGACCGGACAGAGAACCUGACAGAGAACCUGACAGAGAACCUGACAGAGGACCGGACAGAGGACCUGACAGAGAACCUACAGCUUUCAUAA